UUCAAGGGGCAAGAAGGCCGAUUCCUCGCCUUAUUCGAUAGUAUCGGUAGCGCCAAAAUCAAAAGCCACCCCAGUUCGUUUAUUUCAGUUUAUUUCGGGAAAUCGUGCGGAUCGGACGUCUGGAGCUCUGCUGGGCAACCAAGUGACUAGUGAAUGGCCAGUACCAGUGACCAAAAGGUGACUAGUGAACAUUGAAAAGGUUUUUACGUGAAAACUGGAGUUUUGAAUCAACAUCCCGAAUGCUACAUCCCUAUAUUUGUGAAUUUUAAAGGAUCAUAGGUCACGGAAGCUAGGAUUAACGGUACUUCUGACAGAGUGUGUGUGUGUGUGUGCGUUGCUGGGCGCGAGUGUGUGUGCAUUGUGACCGGUCAACAUAAAUUAAAUAAAAAUCUAAAUAAAUAAAUAAAGUGCAUUGGUGCGACAUACAAACAUGGCAUUUUUCGAAACACUUUCGUAAUGCUUCAACUAAUCUUAAACGAAAGAUGAUCGAAAACAGCUGAUAAACAGCCCUCGAGAAUACUAAAACAAAACAAACAGUGCUCUAGUGUUUUCUUAACAAUUAAUUAGCCUCUGAAUCGCUCAUUUAUCCAGGAGCCUAAGUAAACAUCGUUAAUAAGAGCGGAUCUUAAUAGGGGACCUUAGACCCCGAAAAAGUCACAGUAUCCAAAAUACCCGAAGGGGAGCAGGAGCAAAACGUUGAAAUAAAACCGAAACAGAAACCAGCAAUCAACAUGUUUGGCCAUCUCAAUUUGCUGGCCGCUCUGUUUUUCAUCGGCACACUGAAAGAUUUCAACGUUGAUGGCCUGAAAUUGACCGAGAUUCGCAUUCCGCAAUACGUGGUUAAGGGCUCCGCGACGCAGCUGGAGUGCCUGUACGAUCUGGAUGGCGAGGCCCUCUACUCGGUGAAAUGGUACAAGGAUGGCAACGAGUUCUACCGCUAUGUGCCCAGGGAUAUGCCGCCCGCGCAGACCUUCCUGCUGCCAGGUGUUAACGUUGAUUUGCACAACUCGAGCGACGCGAUUGUUACUCUGCGCAACGUCAAUCUGCUGUCGACGGGCCGCUUCCGGUGCGAGGUUUCUGGCGAGGCGCCCUCCUUCCAGACGGUCACUGAACAUGGCGACAUGGUUGUUGUGUCUUUGCCGGACCAAGGACCCCCGAAAAUCAGUGGUGGUCGUCCGCGUUACCAGAUUGGGGAUUAUGUGCGUAUCAAUUGCACUGCCGGACGCUCGAAGCCUGCCGUGGAGUUGAGUUGGAAGGUGAACGAGGAGCCCGUAGAUCCGCAGACCCUGCGCAAGUAUGACACCAUUGUAUCGGGACGGGACGGUCUGGAGACCUCUGUCCUGGGACUCCAGUUUCGGGUGGAGCAGAGGCACUUUCGCAACGGCGACAUGAAACUGAAGUGCAUCGCCUCGUUGUCGACGUUAUACUGGCGGAGCAACGAGGAGUCCGUGGAGGGCGACCGCCCGCAGAAGGCGCCGGUGCUCGAGUCGAGGGAAACGGUCUAUGCCAGCAACUCACGCGCCGAUCCCGUCCAAGGUACGUCCUAUCGGGAAAUUUUUGUGACCAAAAUCUUAUCGUUUUUGUUCGUCCAUCCCAAUGCAGCCAGCUCCGCGGCCCCGCCAUUUGCGGUUCCGGCGCCGCUUGUCCUGCCCCUGGUUCUGCUGGCGGUGGCGGUGGCAACCCUGGCGAGCAGAACGGAUAUACACGAGCUAUCGAUAGAUGGGAGGGCAGGGUCGAGUGAGUUGCUGGCCGGCCGGCAGGAAGAGAAGGAGGAGGAGAAGGAGGAAAUCGGGAUGGAGGAGAAGAGCUGCCCAAUAGCUCACGGAAAAUCCGCGACGCAGCAGGGAAAAAUCACAAUGGCUGCGCGGUAGCUGCAUUAAGCCGCACGUGGCACUUUCCCUCCACAGUACACACUUUUCACCGAUUUUUCCGUCUUCGCUUUGCAUACAAAAACACAUCAAAACCAACACACUGGAAAUCAAAAACAGGAAACAACAAAAUUAAAAAAAAAAAACAAGUUAUGC
Drosophila kikkawai is the source of this 2024-nucleotide messenger RNA. RefSeq names its product beaten path IIIc (gene beat-IIIc). NCBI's taxonomy places the organism in Eukaryota, Metazoa, Arthropoda, Insecta, Diptera, Drosophilidae. The record is from RefSeq and is a predicted model, not a curated record. Gene Ontology annotation, biological process: motor neuron axon guidance.